Molecule: messenger RNA, 1735 nt
Organism: Hipposideros armiger (great roundleaf bat)
Lineage: Eukaryota; Metazoa; Chordata; Mammalia; Chiroptera; Hipposideridae
Gene: ZGLP1
Product: zinc finger GATA like protein 1
Exons: 5
Coding region: 374-1636 (420 amino acids)
Biological process (GO): oocyte development; regulation of transcription by RNA polymerase II; spermatogenesis
Cellular component (GO): nucleus
Molecular function (GO): zinc ion binding; sequence-specific DNA binding
Source: RefSeq, a predicted model, not a curated record
GGGCCAGUGGGGAAACUGAGACAGAAGACUGGAGGAGAGGGCCUGGGAGCCUGAGGGCCCACAGGCGUCAGCGUGGCAAGGCCCCGCCCCUGCAGCCGCGGAGGGAUCUGGAGGGGCCCAGGCCGCCCUUGGCCGCCAUGGAUGUGCAGGCCACCCUAGCAGAGUCGGAAGGGAGAGAGGGGCGGUGGCUGGCCUGAGGUUGAGAGCUAGGAAACCGGCACUGGACAUCGCCCACCCUGCCCAGGUAGGACUUAUUGCCCACCUCUAUCUGAAGCGCAGUACCCCGCAGGUGCCGCCCCACCCAGGUGGCGCUCAUCCGUGGGCCGUCAGGGGCGGGGCCAGGCGAGACUAGGGAAGAGAGCUGGGCUCGGACAUGAUGGAGGCUGAGCUAGUGCCGGAGCUCUCCAUGAUGCUGCGAGAACUGGCGCCGUUCUGUCUGGACCCUGAACCGCUUCCCGGAACCCCCACCCAGGAGACGCCAAGGGCCCCAAGAUGCUUCAGACCCAGUGGCAGGUCCUUCUGGCCUGCACACCGGGAUUCGGUCACUGCCCUGCACUUCCUUCCAGAGACAGAGCGGCUGGCCCAGCCCCCUGCUGGAGACACCCAGGCCCUGGGCCCCUGCUGGGAGCUGAAGGACCUUGGGGCGCUGGGACCCGCACCUCUGGCCAGGGAUGCCAGGGCCAUGCUGACCCCAGUCAACCAGCAACAUAGCCUGGGGCCCCAGGGGACACACUCGGCCCCUUCAGCCCCACCCCAGAAGAGACCCCGGAAGCAGUUGAACCCGCACCGGGGUGCAGAGAAAGUGGACCCCUGGUUUGAGGGGGUGACCCUGAAGUUUCAGAUAAAGCCAGAUUCCAACCUACAGAUCAUGUCCAGCUACAGCCUGACCUUCAGCAGCCGCUUUCAGGGUCCCCCAACAGGCCCCACUGGGGGCCCUGAGGCUAACCCAGGAGGCAGUGAGAUCCUGGGGCCCCGGCGCUGUGCUUCCUGUAGGACCCAGAGGACCCCGCUCUGGAGAGAUGCUGAAGAUGGAACCCCUCUCUGCAAUGCCUGUGGUAUCAGGUUUGCAGAAUGGAGGAAGAGUUGGGGUAUAAGAAAUAUGGCACCCGGUGCUCCAGCUGCUGGCUGGUGCCCAGGAAAAAUGUCCAGCCCAAGCGGUUAUGUGGCAGAUGUGGGGUAUCCCUGGGUCCCCACCAAGGCCCAACUCAGGAAGGGUAAGCCCUUCCUCACCCAGCCAAGCCUGUCCUGCCUCAGUUUCUCCAGGGGGAGAAUGGGCGGAAGCCCUCCUAGAAGGAAUGGGAAACAAACUUGGGUCUUGAGGGCUCCAGCCUGUAUGCUCUCUGUUCUCUACCCUCUCCCCAUUCAGGGUCCCCAGGUGGAAGACCCAGGCCUCAGGCCCCGGAGCCUGUCUCAGGGGGUCACUUGCCCCCUCCUUGGCCCCUGCUCCAAUCAGGCUUGGCUGAGCUCCCUCUCAGAAAAUGCUCUGAGUGACAUUCAUCCUGUUAAUCGGGACAAUAAAGAGCAGAACUACUCAGAGAAGGAGCACUGUGACUUGGGGAUCCUACCGCUUGUGCCCUCACCCACCUGUCCCCCAGCCCAGGAAUGCGGGGCAGGCGUUUUCUCAUUGGGGUUCUGAGGGACACACACACACACACGGUCAUGUAUACAGGCACUAGCCCCUCACAGGGGAUUAGUCACAUGUACCACAAAGUCACACAUGGCAACAGUGACCACA